AAAUCGGCUACUUGGGUCUGUCUCCUCGCCGCCGCGCGCACUUUGUCAAAGUGGGGGCCUGGGUUCCCGCGCGCGGGUGUGAGUGAUGCUCUCCGGGCUUCUUCCGCUUUCACUGUGGCCGUCCCGAACGAGGCCACCUCCUUUUUCCUCACUAAGCCUCCUCCUUCCAUUUCUGGGUUGUUUUCCCCUUGUUCUUGCGUCCGCAUGUGGCCGGGACGCUAUCGUGGAAGCUUCACGCAGGAGUGCUGUUCCCGAGAAGACUCGCCAACCCUACCACCAUGAACGGGGUCGUAAUCCCCCAAACGCCCAUUGCUGUGGACUUUUGGAGGCUGCGCCGUGCUGGAACCGCGCGGCUCUUCUUUUUAUCGCACAUGCACUCUGACCACACGGUGGGCUUGUCUAGCACUUGGGCACGGCCCCUCUACUGCUCCCCAAUCACCGCCCACCUCCUGCAUCGUCGCCUCCAGGUGUCUAAGCAGUGGAUCCGAGCCCUAGAGAUUGGUGAGAGCCAUGUAUUACCUCUAGAUGAAAUUGGGCAAGAAACCAUGACUGUAACCCUUAUAGAUGCCAAUCACUGCCCUGGUUCUGUCAUGUUUCUCUUUGAAGGAUACUUUGGGACAAUUCUCUAUACAGGUGAUUUUCGAUAUACACCAUCCAUGCUGAAGGAGCCUGCCCUGAUACUGGGGAAACAGAUUCAUACUUUAUAUCUUGACAACACCAAUUGCAAUCCAGCCCUGGUUCUUCCUUCCCGACAAGAAGCUACUCGGCAGAUUGUCCACCUCAUUCGACAGUUCCCACAACACAACAUAAAGAUUGGACUCUAUAGCCUAGGAAAAGAGUCACUGCUGGAGCAACUAGCCCUUGAGUUUCGGACCUGGGUGGUAUUGAGUCCUCAACGCCUGGAGUUGGUACAGCUGCUGGGACUCGCAGAUGUGUUCACAGUUGAGGAAGAAGCUGGGCGCAUCCAUGCUGUAGACUAUAUGGAGAUCUGCCAUUCUGCCAUGCUUCAGUGGAACCAGACUCACCCUACCAUUGCUAUUCUUCCCACAAGCCGGAAAGUACGAAGCCCUCACCCAGACAUCCACAUCAUCCCUUACUCUGACCAUUCAUCUUACUCUGAGCUUCGGGCUUUUGUUGCAGCUCUGAGGCCUUGCCGGGUGGUGCCCAUUGUUCGCCAACAGCCUUGUGGAGAGUUCUUUGAGGACAGCUCGAGUCCUGGGCUCCCUAUACUGAUGAUCCCACAUUCUGUGCAGCAAUACAUGUGUUCCUCCCCUAGGGAAACAAAUGUGCGUUGGCAGUUAGAGAGGAGACUAAAGAGGCCAAGAAUCCAAGGUGUUGUGUUUGAAUCCCCUGAGGAAAAAGCCGACCAGGUUAAAGUUGACAGAGACACCAAGCACAUGAAAGAAACCCUCUCACCCUGGCCUGGGGACCUUGAAAAGCUCUGCCCCCAUCCUCUUCGGGCCAGAAAGCAGUUGUUCCCAGACUUCUGCAGGAAAAAAUGUGAUGAGCCAGUCCUUUCUUGUGACUCCAAAAAGAGGGUGACUAUGUUGACUGCCCCAUUGGAAUUUUCAGUGCAAUUACAGCCUGUAGAUGAGUUUAUCUCUCCAGAAACCAAGGAGGAAAUUGGUGUAAGGUCUCACUUGAUACCUAGAAGAGGCAAUGGCUCACCAGCUAGAGGGAACCCAAGUGACUGGAUAGGCUAUGAUUCUCUCCAGUCUCACAUUACCAAAGACACUCAUCUAGCUACUGAGUCCAGGUGCCUGGCACUAAAAUACCUUCUUACUCCAAUGAAUUUCUUCCAAGCAGGUUUCUCUUCCAGGAACUUUGACCAGCAAGUGGAAAAAUACCAGGAGAGUACAGUAUAACAAUCCUAUUGGAUCAGCACUGCAGUUUUGAAAACAGUGGCUGAUGGCUAGUGGCAAAAGUUUGUUUGGUGUCUUCCUUUAUAGAAUCCUGUGCUCACACUGGAGUAGCUCUUCUGAAGUUUGUUUGUGGAGUUCUGGUGCCUAUGAAACUCUUAGCUUUAUAGCUGACUAUUUAUGUUAAUUUUAUUAUAUUUAACAAACACUUUUCAUUAUAAACCAUUCAGUGUUCAUAAGCACAUUUAAAGUUCUUAGAAGUUCCCUAGCAACUUAAUCUGUUCAAUUUGGUUUAACCCAGUUUUUCUUAAACUUUUAUCAACAUGCAUUUUUUUUUUUUUGUUUGCUUUGUUUUUGUUUUGUUUUGUUUUGCUUUUUUGUGGAAAAAGUAGAAUCUGGAAAAAAAAAAAAAAAAGAGCCAAGUUUUUCCCGUGUCUUACUCUUUGAGUCUCCUUGUCUCCUUCAUUUUACAAAUUGUGGUGCUAGAGGAUAAGUGAUAGCCUGAGUAGCAUGUUCUAAUCAUGAAUGUCACUGACUUGCUGUGACCCAUUCCAGGUAACUUCCUGUCUCUGCCUCAGGGAGGGAACAGGAAGCAAUGAAGAGGCCUUGAAACUUGAGAAAAUACCACCUUCCUCCUUCAUAGUGGGGGUUAGUAGCUAUCAUGAGAAAUCCAUCUGGAACAGUCAUUUGGGGGCUGGGGACUCUGCACCAUGGAAUAAGCUGAACAUUAAGGCCUAGAAUAUGUCUGAACUACUGGAUGCUUGGAGACACUACUUUGUUAAAAUAAAGAUAUAAAAGAUAAA
Phodopus roborovskii (desert hamster) is the source of this 2662-nucleotide messenger RNA. RefSeq names its product DNA cross-link repair 1B (gene Dclre1b). The transcript is spliced from 4 exons. Lineage: Eukaryota; Metazoa; Chordata; Mammalia; Rodentia; Cricetidae. The coding region runs from base 279 to 1865 and encodes 528 amino acids. Gene Ontology annotation, molecular function: damaged DNA binding; 5'-3' DNA exonuclease activity. The record is from RefSeq and is a predicted model, not a curated record. Gene Ontology annotation, biological process: interstrand cross-link repair; protection from non-homologous end joining at telomere; double-strand break repair via nonhomologous end joining.